AUGAAUGGAGCCAUCAGUUUCUUCAAUAACAGCAAUUCAAACAUCAAUACGAAUAGCACUCAUCGGAGACCUUUUCUUGAUGAUUCGUCGAUCUCCUUGAAGAGUACCAGAAACCAAUUCCCAAGUGCUAAUGCCAAUGGAAAUAACAAUUGUGGUCCCGAUGGAUUAUUUCCUAAUAACAAUGCCCAGUCAGUGACCACAAAUAUUUGGGGCAAAGACGAUAACAAUCCCCUUGGAAAAUAUGACUUGAAUACCGGAAAAUCAAACAACGUUUGGCCUAAUGCUAAUUCGUUUUUCCCGACAGAUAAUAUAAUGACAGGUUCCUCAAUCACCUCGAGCACAACUUCUAAUAAUCCAGUGUCAUUGGCCAGCAAUUCGAUGUCCUAUAAAAUGAACCCACAAGAAUCUUUGAAAAAUAUGACUAGCGACAAUAUCUCCGGAAAUAAUGUUGCUUCUUCAAUCGAUGAUUUCAAUAACAAUACUUCAAUGGCUAUUAGGACAAAUAGCACUACAACUCCUCUCUUCACCCCGUUUGAUCCCAUGAAUUCAAAUGUGUCAAAUUCCAUAUCUUCAUAUCUUGAUAUCAACACUUCAACCGAACCUGUAUCGCUUCGACAAGGCAAUACUAUCACCUACGGAUCACAUAGCAAUAACGAAACCCCACUUACAACUCCGAUUCUCAGUUCCAAUAUGCACUCCAGAUUCUUUCCAUCACCAACUAGUGAAAGGAUUAGAUACAACUAUAACACAACAAAUAAUACUCCAUUGAUCAAUAAUGGUAACAAUCUUGGAAGCUUCAAUAUAUCGGAACCAAUCACCCAUUUAAAUUUAGCUUCGAGUCUAAAUACUCCUUCAGAACACAAAAACUCCAUUCCAGAGAACUUCUUUUUUGAUUCAAGUUUCUCGAAUUCCUUGAAGCGAGGAAAUGGGAUGGUCAACAGCAGUAACACUAUGAGUGGAAGUAUUAACCAAAGUAUAUUCAACGGCGGAUCAAACUUAAAUAAUAAUCCAAAACCUUCGAGUAGUAUAUUGGAUACUUUAAAGAACAAAUCCGUUGAUUCAUUUGAGAUGCUGUUUAGAAAUAAUGAAAAUAUGCUACCUAAUUUUGUUCACGAAGAAUUAGAGGGAGAUGAUUCAUUUUUAAAUCCUAGGGGUAAUAUCUUUAAUGAUAGCACCAAUCUCAAUACCAAUAACCAAAUCAACUCACAGCAUUUGCAGCCUUCAAAUCUCCCCUUAAAACCCUUUGGAAUAUCAAGCUCAAACGGUAGAUUGGAAAAUGAAAUUAACAUCAAUAAUAAUUAUAAUGUUUAUCAAAAUGAUUAUUAUAGUGCUUCGAGCUCUCCAAUUACGGAGAGAAUGAAAUCAAAUUUUUUUCAAAACUCAUUUAUUCCUAUGGAUGACCAACAUCAUAAAACACAGGAAAUAAUACCAAAUUCACGCUUCAAGGACCAGAAUAAAAACCUCGAUAUAUUAAUCACCCACUCAAAUAACAUAGAAUCACAAAUCGAAAAUAUUGAUAGACAACGCAGGGAAGUCCUCAAGAAAAAUAACGAUGAUGAAAAUGAUAUUCUUGUCUCAUUGACUGGAUUCAAUUUAAAUGGCGAAGACAGACAGCCGAAAGCAGAAAAGAUAUCCUCUCAACCAGAUAUCUUAUUCAAUACAACAACUGAGAACGAUACGAUAUAUCCCGAAGGUUUCUCAUCUACAUUUUAUAAGAGAGCAAAAAAUAAUUUCAUGUUUGUUCGUGAAAUACAGGCGAAAUCAACAAUUAUAAAGUUCAGAUCGUCCUCUUUAAUAGAGUUCAGAGUUAGCUUACCAACAAUCCCAUUGUUUGAAAAAGAAGAGACAUUUGCCAACGAGCCAACUGUUUAUACUUCUGUACCAACAUCUGAUCUGAAGUCUCCCGACACAUCAACCAUGGUUACCCCAACAAAUGAACCACCAGAUAAUAAUAACAGCAACAAAAAGAAAAAAUAUAAAUCGUACGCAGUUCAGAUUAAUUUGAAUGAGCUUGAAGGAAAAAUUGGCGGGUUGAGAGUUUCCAAACAACAAGCAUUACAACAGCUGCAAAAGGAGGGAUCAUCGCAAUCCCCUUCCUCCUCUUCAGGCUUCAACAAAAAACCAAAUGGUAAACGUGGCUUAUCUUAUAAAAAAAGAAGUAGCAAUACUUAUUAUUAUAAGAAAGGAUAUAGCAAUAAUAUUAGUCCAAUUAAACAGAAGGCGAGUUAA
Saccharomycopsis crataegensis is the source of this 2229-nucleotide messenger RNA. RefSeq lists its product as uncharacterized. The record is from RefSeq and is a predicted model, not a curated record. The transcript has a single exon. The coding region runs from base 1 to 2229 and encodes 742 amino acids. Lineage: Eukaryota; Fungi; Ascomycota; Saccharomycetes; Ascoideales; Saccharomycopsidaceae.